Arctia plantaginis is the source of this 2916-nucleotide messenger RNA. NCBI's taxonomy places the organism in Eukaryota, Metazoa, Arthropoda, Insecta, Lepidoptera, Erebidae. The record is from the annotation of a GenBank genome assembly.
AUGGUGGUGAAAGAAGAGCACGAGUAUAUCUGCCAACUUCCCAACGCUACCAUCACUUUUAGAGCGAAGAAAAAUGAUUACGUGAAUGUUAUAUGUGAAGGAUCAAACAUCAACUGUACGGACCUUCCUUACUUCGACUUCGCCAGCGGCCAACCUCUGCCUAGCAUAGGACUAAAAUAUUGCCCACCGAGUAUACUGAGAUGUAUCAACGAUGUAGUCGAAGCACCAUCUAUAAACAGAGUCACUCUGCUGAAGAUGACGGAACCAUUGUCUGGAGAGGACGUUGGGAGUCUUGGCUCAGUUAAUGCCUUGACUUUGAGAGAUGCUAGAGUCCAAAGAACACUACCAAUCACAGUCAUUAAAAACCUUCCAACUCUUCGAGAAGUUAGAAUAGGUGGGGGGAAUAUGCAGCUAUUACCACACGCCUUCGAGGGUUCCCCCCCUCUCACGUAUCUAGAGUUUAAUGAAGACAAAUUGACCAGUAUCCCACCAGAUUCCUUCAAUGGACUAUCCAGCUUGAUUCAUUUAAACAUUUGGGGAAAUAACAUUGUAAAUAUUAGCGUCGGGUCUUUUAAAGGUCUUGACGAAUUAAGAAAAUUGUCUCUGAGCACGAACAAAAUAAAAUAUAUUGAACCUGGGACCCUGGAUGACCUUCCAAAGCUGGGUGAUUUGUACUUGAUGAAAAAUCAGCUCCUAAUCCUACCGGAUGGGCUUUUGGGUAACUUGAAAGAACUUCAAAAUAUAACUUUAAAAUUUAACGACGUAGAACUAACGUUCGAUGACCGAGCACUUUCAAAUCUACCCUCAUUGAAGAAAAUAAUUUUAGAGUCCAAUAAAAUUCGGCGUCUCCCCGAAUCCUUGUUCUCCGGCUCUCAAAACAUUGAAUAUCUAUCCCUAAGUUACAAUCUAAUCGAGGAUCUCCCACCCGGCGUAUUCAGUACUCUUUCUUCUUUGAAGUACCUGGGUUUGAAAAAAAACAGAGUGAAAGAAUUGUCCAAAACUGUUUUCUAUGGUAUCAAAAAUCUGGAAUUCUUGGAAAUGAGUUUUAAUCAUCUCGAAAAUUUACCAGGUGAUUUAUUCGCGGGUCUCACUCACCUUAAAGAGAUACAUUUUGACCAUAAUAGCAUUGUAUCAAUAGCUUCAACCACGUUUUAUGGACUUUCCAAGCUCGAAACCUUGUCACUGGGUGGCAACAAACUAUCCCUGAACGUAGGCUAUAGCACUUUGAACAACAGCUCCAGAAGUUAUAUAUCGCCAUUUGCAACUCUAACGAAAUUGAAGAAUUUGAAUCUUAGUGGCAAUGAGAUAAGUACCAUUUUUGACGAUUGGCGAUUAGAUAUGAUUCAGUUGGAGAACUUGAAUCUGUCUUAUAACAAAUUUACAACCAUAAUGUUCGACCAAGAUCCUGCAGCUACGUACUUCAUAAGUUCUAAUUUAACAGUGGAUUUGAGAAACAACGAGAUACACCGAAUCUUGGUCAACCCUGGAACAUACGAGAGAGAUUCUGCACCACAGCUAAGAAAGUUAUUAUUAGACUAUAACCCUUUCAGAUGUGAUUGUCACAUGUACGGCGUGAAAUUAAGACUUGAUGGGGAUGUAUAUAUGCCCAAAGAACCAAAAUUAAUUGUAAACGACGCUAGGUGCUCCCUCCCUCUAGACCUAAAAGGGGUCCGUAUAAAAGACGUGCCAGUUUCUAGUCUCGUUUGCGAGAUAUCUGAUACUAUUUCAGACAGUUGCACAACCCUAGCUAAACCUGAUACAAACGAAUUAAUAUUGAACUGUCCCAAAUUCCCAACAGAGUUGCCAGACACUAAACACGUUGCGUUACUUGAAUAUUUUAAUAGAGAGCCAACUAUUACUGUGAAAUCUAAACGUCCACCGAUAUCGUUACAUGGUUUUAACGUACACAAAUUAGAUUUAUCUAACGCUGGCUUAAAGAGUAUCGAUUUUAAACCUUCUAAGGAUCUUAAAGUACUCGAUUUGUCUUAUAACGAUAUUAAGGUUGUACCCGUGGCGUUUUUAGAAGCCAAUAUUAGUCUGUACCUAGUAAAUAAUUCUCUCGAAUGUAACUGUGGGAACGCGGAAUAUAUCGCCACGCUUAAAAGUUAUAAAUACGUAUACAACGCAACGUGUGAUGGUGUAGGGCCCAUUGAUCAAUUGGAUGUGCAAAGCCUUUGCAAUAUGCAAAAGGCUCUUGCCGUGUCCUUAGGCAUUUGUCUCAGCAUCCUUUUUUGUGCUGUCUUCACAAGUAUCAUCAUAUACAAAUACUUUAAUGAAAUCAUCAUCUUCAUGAUAACUAGGGGUAUUUGCAAAAGUUGCGUCAAAAAUAUAAAAUCUGACAAGAUAUACGAUGUUUUUAUAUCUUUCGCUCACGAAGACUUGGCUUUGGUACAAGACAUUCUGCUGCCGAAAUUGGAGAAAGAAUUUGGACAAAAUGUUUGCGUUCAUUAUCGGGAUUGGGUUGUCGGGGAGUUGAUACCGACACAAAUAAAUGCGUCGGUGGAAAAUUCUAGAAAAACGAUUAUAGUUCUCUCAAAGAACUUUCUGGAAUCAAUGUGGGCGAAUUUGGAAUUUUUAACGGCUCACAAUUUGACUCGGCAAGAGAAUUCUUCUAGAAUUAUUCUCAUAUUACUUGAUGAGGAGUUGUCACGGCAUUCAAAGCUCUCUGCUGAAUUGAAGGCGUAUAUAAAGACGAACACUUACCUUCUAUGGGGGGAUCCGAAUUUCUGGAAAAAGUUAGACAGGGCUCUGGAAAGAAAUUCGUACAGCAUCACCUGGCUGGAUGCCUUUAAGCAGAAGAGUGAUGAAAAGAAACGCAAAUUAGGUGGUUUAGAUGUUCAACUCCAGAACGGUCAGUUGGUUAACCUGGCUUCACCAUACCCUGUUACAAAUAGUCUUCCAUUUGAUACUGUAUAA